Molecule: messenger RNA, 2958 nt
Organism: Dichomitus squalens LYAD-421 SS1
Lineage: Eukaryota; Fungi; Basidiomycota; Agaricomycetes; Polyporales; Polyporaceae
Exons: 6
Coding region: 79-540 (153 amino acids)
Biological process (GO): translation
Cellular component (GO): ribosome; mitochondrial large ribosomal subunit
Molecular function (GO): structural constituent of ribosome
Source: RefSeq, a predicted model, not a curated record
CCGUCCCUCUUUGUCUGUUGUCUCCUUCUGUUCUCAUACUUGUCGCUACCGUCGCUCAAUUAACGGGCCACAGCACUCAUGUCUCUCCAGACACUGUGGAGGUGUGCGGACGUCCUCAGGAAUCCGUUUAGGGCAGCUGGUCUGGGCUCUGUCCGCACGGCCACGAAGCGAGCAGGAGGAACCGUCUCGAACCACGGAGGCUCCCCGGGAAAGCGGCUGGGCGUAAAGAAGUUUUCUGACGAAUAUGUCAUCCCCGGAAACAUCCUCGUCCGUCAACGCGGCACGGUCUUUCACCCCGGCCAGCAUGUGAAAAUGGGCCGCGACCACACGCUGUACGCGACGGUCCCUGGUUUCGUGCGCUUCUACAAGGUGCCCGGCACCCGCAAGGACCGCAAGUUCGUCGGGAUCGUGCUCGAGAGGGGCGAGAAGCUCCCUCGCGACGAGACCAACCGCGGCCGGAGUCGGUACUUCGGCCUUGUCGACCUGAACGCACUAGACAAGGAGUCACCAUCACAAGCGACAGCGACAGCACUAUCAUGACCUGCUCCAGAUACGCAUCUUGCACAUGCUCUGCUCGCUCUAUCGUUGUGGGGCAUAAUGUCAUUGCGCAACAUGUAACGUACACCACCUAAUAUUAUAAUCACAUUGGCAUAGGAUGGACGAUGAAGCACUGGCUGCUUUCUAGCUAGGUAUACAGAUAUACAUGGGAGAGAUUGACCGAGGCCGGUGAGACAUACAAAGCAGAGAGAAGAGCGACAGCUAGGCAUACAGCGAGAACCAUUGAGUCAGGAACAGGACGCACGCACCGCUCACCAGGCGGCACUCGGAAACUCGACGUGCGGCGUGUCAGGAGGGUCCAGGUCGACGGCAUCGACGACCUCGCGGAGGUCAGUUAAGUCCGUGCUCGCCAUGUCCUCCACGUUUUCGUAGUGCGGCAGGCAGAGCGACAAGCGCCGCAGCGGGUGCCCCGCGUCCCUGCGCUGCUUCGCGAACCGCCACCACUGGAGCGAUGACCACGUCUUGUCGUCGACGAGCGUCACCGUCUCGAGCAGCGGGCAGACCAGCUUUCCCGUGAUGUCGUCCCGGUGCGUGAGCGCAGACAGGAUGACGCGGCAGAAGCCGCUGUCCGUGAUGCUUUGCAGGCGGAUGUGUAGCGUGCGGAGGAGGGGCAUCCGCGAGAGGACCGAUGUCCAAACGUCCUUCGAGAAGCCGACGUGCGGGUGGUAGUAGGACGUCUCUGCGAUCGUGAACUCCUCGAGCAGGCUGAGGUCGAGCGUCUUCGCGAUCGACUCCAAGAGCUGACCAGACACGGUGGGCAUGUCGCCGAUGUCGCUCCCGGUACCAAUCGUGGCGAUGACUUGGAACGGGUGCUUCGCCGUCGUGCCCUCGACGAUGACGCCGCCGCUGCCGCUGCGAUAGGCGAUCUGGAGCUUGCGGAUGUCGCGCAGAGGGUGGUUCUCGCUCAGCUCCUCCGGGACACCCCAUGUGAAACGGAAGUCGCUCCGACGCUCGAGCCAGACGCUUAUGCGUAGCUGGCAAUUCGGUACGAUGAGCCGGUCGAGAAGGUUGGUGACGACGGAAGCCGCGCAGCGGGCAAUGUCGAUUCGCUUCAUAUUGUCAAGCCUUAUCUGCCGUCGGGCCUGGUCGUCCUCUUCGAGAGGCUGAUUAUGCACGAAGCGGGCCUUGAUUGUCACAAGUACCUCGAGUACGGGGCAUGCCUCCAACAUGUCGAGGAGCUGGGCGAGUUCGAGGGUGAUGAGGUCGCGCUUCCUACCUCGGAUGUAAAGCUCCUUCAAGUUCCCGAAGGUAACGCUACCCAUUUUCGGGUAUGAAUAGGAGAGCUUCAUAACGGUGAGACGAGGCGUCUGCCCCCCGAAGAUAGGAGGGAGUGCGAAGCACUUGCCGUCCGCGCGCACGCGAUAUAGAUAGAAUGUCUCGAGCUGUGGUGCAGAGGCAUCAAUGAAGCCACUGACUAGCGGUGAUACGUUCCCGUCGUCGUCAUGUAGAAGCGUCCACGGGAUGUAGAGGUGGCGCAUGCGACUCAUCUGUAGUAGGACGCGGUCGACGACGUCCUUCGAGUUGUCCAUGGUCGCUCGCGAGUCGAUAACGAACGUCAAGGGAGCGUCCACAGAACGUUCGAGACAUGUUAGGGCCGCCUCCGGGUAUCGUGUGCUGAUCUGUGUCCAUAUAGAGGGACAUGCGAGAGCAAUUGCUCGCCAGCGGUGACAGACGUGAGCGAGAUAACUCCAUGAACACGAGCCAAACGUCGAACCCAGCGGGUGAUCGUGGUCAUCGAGCAAUUCAAGGAAGAUGAGCGCCAUGAUAUCUGGUGAUAGCCUGUGGACAGGGCGGAGGGAGUUUCGGUACCGCUUCAGCAAGGCGACAGAGUAGUCAAUACUAUCAACCUGUGCUGCGAUAUUGUUGGGAUCCUCUACAUGAGGUCCAUUCCACUCCGGCAGGUCCCACAGCGCGGGAUUAAGCAGCUGCGAAAGGGUCAACCUCGUCGAACUGUUGCCUUGCCUUGGCUGGUCGAAUUCAUCGACAGCAGGUAGGAGCGGGACGACGACCGGGAGGGCAGAGACAGUCGCCAUGAAAUGCGACGUCGAGGGUGGACGUUGAGAGUCAACAAGCUCUCCGAAGUCUUGGGGGAAUUGACGCCCUAUAUCACGGUUCUCGACCCCCGCCUAACAUCAUCCCACCCCGGACUGUGCGGACCUCGUUCCUCGCCAAUGGAGUCACUGCGAGAGAACAUUGCGACUCGCCCCGCCUGUAUUUGGCAACUUCUGAUACGCCUACCAUGCCUUCAAGAACCGCCCCGGACACGUUGCAUGUCCCGAAGCGCCGUCCAACACAGGAACACCUUGCCAAUGCGGGGUAUUAGGGUCCACGAACGCAGAAAUGAAAACCGGUAGCGCAGUGAUCUUCCCGAGACUAGGAAAGGUGGAGAGUAAAGCACAG